AUGGCGGCCGCUGGGACACAGCAACCAGCUCAAGGUGACCAAAACUUCGAUUAUAUGUUCAAGUUGCUGAUCAUCGGCAACUCAUCUGUGGGGAAAACCUCGUUUUUAUUUCGUUACUGUGAUGACUCAUUCACAUCCGCAUUUGUGUCUACAGUAGGAAUAGAUUUUAAGGUGAAAACAGUGUUUAGAGGAGACAAACGUGUCAAACUACAAAUAUGGGAUACGGCUGGACAAGAACGCUACCGCACCAUUACAACAGCAUAUUAUCGAGGGGCCAUGGGUUUUAUCCUUAUGUAUGACAUCACUAACGAGGAGUCCUUCAACAGCGUCCAGGACUGGUGCACCCAGAUCAAAACUUAUUCCUGGGAAAACGCUCAGGUGGUGCUGGUUGGCAACAAAUGCGAUAUGGACGGUGAGCGGGUGGUGUCCAUAGAAAGGGGAAAACAACUUGCCGAUCAACUAGGACUUGAGUUCUUUGAGACUUCAGCCAAGGAAAAUAUAAAUGUGAAAGCAGUAUUCGAGAAACUUGUCGAAAUUAUUUGCGAUAAAAUGGCAGAAAGCUUGGAUAAGGAUCCACAACAACAGCCAAAAGGCCAACGGCUGGAUGCGACGACUAAUCAGAAACCGCCCACGCAACAGUGCAAUUGCUAG
Necator americanus (New World hookworm) is the source of this 651-nucleotide messenger RNA. RefSeq lists its product as uncharacterized. Bases 1 to 651 code for a protein of 216 amino acids. Gene Ontology annotation, molecular function: myosin V binding; GTP binding; GTPase activity. The record is from RefSeq and is a predicted model, not a curated record. NCBI's taxonomy places the organism in Eukaryota, Metazoa, Nematoda, Chromadorea, Rhabditida, Ancylostomatidae. Gene Ontology annotation, biological process: protein localization to plasma membrane; regulation of exocytosis; protein secretion. The transcript is spliced from 7 exons. Gene Ontology annotation, cellular component: endosome; synaptic vesicle; plasma membrane.